Aureococcus anophagefferens is the source of this 3805-nucleotide messenger RNA. RefSeq lists its product as hypothetical. Bases 1124 to 3793 code for a protein of 889 amino acids. The transcript is spliced from 3 exons. Lineage: Eukaryota; Pelagophyceae; Pelagomonadales; Pelagomonadaceae. The record is from RefSeq and is a predicted model, not a curated record.
GCACGAGGCCGCGGUCGCGCGGCACGAGGCGGCGCUGUCCCGGGAGACGGAGGCCCACGCGUCGACGCGCGCGUCCCUCGUCGCGCGGCACGAGGCCGACGUCGAGGCCCUCGCCGCCCGGCACGCGGCGGCCGUGUCCGAGGCGCGCGACGAGCUCUCGGGGAAGCACGCGACCGCCGUCGCCGACCUGGAGGCCCGGCGCGAGGCCGAGCGCGCGACGGCGGUCGCCGAGCACACGCGGGCGCUCUCGGAGCAGACGAAAACCCACUCGACCGCGGUCGUCGCGCUCGUGUGCACGCACGAGGCCGUCGUCGCGGCGACGGUCGCCGAGCACGAGGCGGCGCUGGCCGCGCUCGCGGAGACCCACGCCUCGAGCGAGGCCGCGCUCGCCGCGCGCCACGAGGCCACGCUGUCGACGACGGUAGCGGAGCACGAGGCGCGACUCUCGUCGUCGGAGACCGCGUGGAUCGCCGAGCGCGAGGCCGAGGUCUCGGCGAAGGCCGCGGCGCACGCGGAGGCGCUCGCCGCGCUGACGGAGACGCACGCGUCGACGGAGGCGGCGCUGGUCGCCGCGCACGAGGCCGCGCGCUCGACGACGGCCGCGGACCACGAGGCGGCGCUGUCGGCGCUGACAGCGACCCACGCGACGAGCGAGGCCGCGCUGAUCGCGACGCACGAGGCCCGGCUCACGACCAAGGUCGCCGAGCACGAAGGCGCGUUGUCAAAGCAAGCGGAGACGCACGCGACCGCCGAGGCGGCCCUGAUCGCCGAGCACGAGGCUGCGCUCUCGGCGAAGGUCGCCGAGCACGAGGCCGCGCUCUCGGCGCUGAUCGCGGAGCACGAGGCCGCGCUCUCGGCGAAGGUCGCCGAGCACGCAGACGCGCUCUCCGCGCUGUCGGAGGCGCACGCCACGGGCGAGGCCGCGCUGAUCGCGCGGCACGAGGCCGAUCUCCUGAAGAAGGUCGCCGAGCAUCAGGGCGAGCUCUCGGAGCAGGCGGCGUCCCACUCGACCACCGAGGCGGCCUUGAUCGCCGAGCACGAGGCUGCGCUCUCGACGAAGCUCGCGGAGCACACCGAGGUCCUGUCCAAGCAGGCGGAGACGUACUCGUCCACGGAAGCCGCGAUGGUCGCGCGACACGAAGAGGAGCUCUCGACGAAGGUCGCGGACGCGCUCUCCGCGCUGUCGGAGGCGCACGCCACGGGCGAGGCCGCGUUGAUCGCGCGGCACGAGGCCGAUCUCCUGAAGAAGGUCGCCGAGCAUCAGGGCGAGCUCUCGGAGCAGGCGGCGUCCCACUCGACCACCGAGGCGGCCUUGAUCGCCGAGCACGAGGCUGCGCUCUCGACGAAGCUCGCGGAGCACACCGAGGUCCUGUCCAAGCAGGCGGAGGCGCACUCGUCCACGGAAGCCGCGUUGCUCGCCGAGCACGAGGCCGCGCUCGCCAUCAAGGCCGCCGAGCACGGCGCGCUGCUCUCGGAGCGCGCGGAGGCGCACUCGUCCGCGGAGGCCGCGCUCGUCGCGGAGCACGAGGCCGCGCUCGAAAAAACGGCGGCGGACCACGAGGCGCUCCUCGCUCGGGAGCGGGCAGUCCACGUCGCCGAGCGCAACGCCGUCGUCGACUACCACACGGAGGACCGGUCGAUGCGGCGCGCGUCCCACCUCGCGGAGCUCGCGGAGGUCAAAGCGGCGCUCGCCGCGGACCGCGAGGCCGCGGUCGCGGGCACCCUGGGCGACGGCGAGAGCGUGCUCGCGCGGGAGCGCGCGCGGCACGUCGCGGCGCUCGACGCGGCCCUGCUGGACCAGGAGUCGCGGCUCCUCGAGGAGCACGAGGCGCGCGCCGCGUCCGCGACCGCGGCGGCGCUCGAAGACCAGGCGGCGCGGCUUCGGGCCGCGCACGACGCCGAGGUCGUCGCGCGCCGCGAGGCGCACGACGUCGAGGUCGCCACGCACCGCGAGGCGCACGCCGCGGCGCUCGACGACGCGGCCGCGGCCGCGGCGGCCGCGGACGCGGCGACGGCCCGCGCCGCGCGGCACGAGGCGCUGGCCAAGGACGCGGCCGCGCGGCACCGCGAGGAGCUCGCGAGCCGCGUCGACGCGCACGCGGCGGAACUCGCGCGGACGGAGGCCGAGCUCAUCGCCUUCCACGAGGCCGAGGCGGCGGCGCGCGCCGAGGCCCACGCGUCGGCCGAGGCCGCGUUGGUCGAGGCGCACGAGGCCGAGGCGGCGAAACGCGCCGAGGCGCACGCCGCCCGCCUCGCGGACCGCGACGCCGCGCACGCGGCGACGCUCGAGCGCCACGAGGCCGCCGCGGCCGCGAAGCUCGACGCGGAUCUCUCGAGGCACGCGGCGAAGCACGCGGCCGCGCUCGCGGACAACGAGGCGGAGCUCAUCGCCUACCACGAGGCCGAGAAAGCGUCAGAUCUCCAGUCGGAACGCGCGGCGUGCGCGGCGGACCUCGAAAGCCCCUAUGCGGCGCUCGAGGCGGCGCUCGACGACCGCGUCGUCUCCGAGGCCCGGGCCCACGCGGCGCAGCUCGAGCCCCUGGCGACGACGCACGCGGCCCGGGUGACCCCGUCGCCGUCGCCGCGGGCGCCGGAAACGGAGCAGUUUGCGGCGGAAGACCUCGAGGAAGCGGGGACGUCCGUGCGCGCGAGAGUGAAAUCAUGGGAGGCCAACGCCAAGAAGCAGAUCAUCACCGCGGCGGAGACCAACCACGUCGAGGUCGCGAAACUCCUCGUCGCGCGCGGCGCCGACCCGUCCUUCGACCGCCCGCCCAGCUCCCGGAGCCCGUCGCCCAACCUGGAGCCGCGGACCGUCGCCGCCGCCGCCGCGCCGCCGCCGCUACCGGUGGAAGCGACGCUCGCGUCGCCGGCCGUCGCGACGCUCGUCGACCGCUACGGGUCCUCGAAGAAGAAGGCCGUGCCGAGUCCCACGCGGCCGCUCCGCCGCCUCUCCGCCACGGUCUGGAAGGAGGACUCCGAGGAGGAGGAGCACGCGCCGCUCCCGCGCGCGCGGCGGCGGCGACCCGCGUUCCUGGCGCUCGCGGUCGUCGGGUUGGCCGCGGGCGCGGGCGCGGGCCUCGGCUUCGGUGUUUCGCGGUCCGCGUCGCCGCCGACCGCGGCGCGGCCGCUGCUCCACAUCUCGGGCACGGAGGCCGCCCGCGCCGACGCGCGCGCGGCGCGCGACGCGCUGAACCGCGACUUCGUCGCCGAAAGGCGAGGGCACGAGGCCACCGUCGCCGCCGCCGAGGCGCGGCUCCUCGCUCCCGUGUCGAGCCGCGCGCGCCGCGACGCCGUCGCCGUCGUCGCCACGGGCGCCGCGACGGCGCUCCUGCCGCCGCUGCUGCGCCGCGCCGCCCGGCUCGCCGCGUUCCUCGCGUCGCGCCGCGGCCCGCGGCCCGUCGUCGUCGUCGGCCCCGCGGCGCCGCCGCGCCUCGCGGCGCUGCCGUCGAAGUACGCCGCCGUCGCGGGCACCGCCGCGGCGCCCCGGGCGCCGCGAGUCCCGCCGCCCCGGGUCGUCCCGGCGGCCCGGGUGACCCCGGCGGCACGGGCCCCGGCGGCCCGGGUGACCCCGGCGGAGCCCGCGCUGCCGCCGCUGACGCCGAAUCUCAGCCGCGCGGCGACCGGCCUCUUCAUGCACGCGCCGCUGGCGUUCCUCAACAGCCUCUUUGCGGGCGGCAAGGACGAGCUGCGGCCGGGCGGCGAGGAGAAGCGGCGGCCGGGCGUCGCGUCGCGCCUCGCGGGCAUCGCCAUCGCAGCGGCCUUUAUCCUCGCCCCGGACGACGAGACGUGGUAAGAAGCGACGCGG